Messenger RNA from Larimichthys crocea (large yellow croaker), 4253 nucleotides. RefSeq names its product VANGL planar cell polarity protein 2 (gene vangl2). Gene Ontology annotation, biological process: multicellular organism development. Bases 598 to 2178 code for a protein of 526 amino acids. The record is from RefSeq and is a predicted model, not a curated record. The transcript has 8 exons. Gene Ontology annotation, cellular component: membrane. Lineage: Eukaryota; Metazoa; Chordata; Actinopteri; Sciaenidae.
CACACACACACUCUCUCUAGCUUGACCUGUGUGUGUGUGUGUGUGUGUGUGUGUGUGUGUCUCUGCCGGCGCUGGAUGUCUGCAGCACAGAGCCGCUCAGCUCAGCGGGGCUCCCCCACACACAGCAGACGCGGAGCCGGGAUGAGCUGCGCCUCUCGUCGCUGCCUUUUGUCCGAAAGCUCCGGGAGCUUCGAUCCGAGAUUUCGGGCUGGAACCGUGGAAACAAAAAUAACACACACACACACACUUAUGUUACGUUCACACAAGAAGAAGAACCGACUUCCACUCCGGAGGUGAAUGCACGGAAAGUAACGCACGGGUGAGAGUGGAGAGAAAGUGAAUUUGGAGCGUUUUGGAGGCGCUUUUUGUUGGAGGCGCUCGGCUCUUUGUGCUGCGGGCUGCAGCUUUUUCCUCUUGGGUAGAAAGGCUUCCAAGAUAGAUUCCCUCAGGAGUAAAGUGGACUUGCUGCGCCUCCCUCUGGCCCUCUCCGCCAAGUCCAUCAGCGAUCGAAAGAGCCAGCUGGGCGUGGUGUGGGAGAAGGGCGGCGGCUCGGGGGCAGGAGGGCCCAGGAAACCCCGCCCACCGCCGGCCUCCGACAUGGACAACGAAUCGACGUACUCGGGCUACUCCUACAAGUCGUCCCACUCGCGGAGCUCCCGAAAACACAGGGAGAGGAGGGACAGACAUCGCUCGAAGGGUCGUGACCUCAGCAUCCGUGGAGAUAAAUCUGUGACCAUCCAGGCUCCUGCAGAGUCGUUGCUAGACGCCGAGUCCACCAGAGGAGACGACAGGGAUGAUAACUGGGGCGAGACCACCACGGUGGUCACCGGCACCUCUGUGGACAGCGUCUCCAACGAGGACUUGACACGGAUCUCUAAAGACCUUGAGGACUCCUCGCCCCUCGAGUGCCGGCGUUACCUCGGCCCAGCGUUGGGCGCUGUCCUGGGACUCUUUGCUCUGGUCACUCCUCUGGCCUUCCUGGCGCUCCCACAACUGCUGUGGCGGGACACGUUGGAACCUUGUGGCACACCAUGUGAGGGCCUCUACAUUUCUCUGGCCUUCAAGCUCCUGAUCCUCCUCAUCUCCACCUGGGCACUGUUUCUCCGCCCACCCAGAGCCACUCUGCCACGCUUCUUCAUCUUCCGUUGUCUGCUGCUGGCAUUGGUCUUCCUCUUCGUGGCGUCUUAUUGGCUCUUCUAUGGGGUGCGGGUGCUGGAGCCCAGGGAGACGGACUACAGAGGGAUUGUGGGAUAUGCGGCAUCUCUGGUGGACGCUCUGCUGUUCAUCCAGUACCUGACCUUGGUGCUGCUGGAGGUCAGACAUCUGCAGCCUGCUUUCUGUCUGAAGGUUGUGAGGACGACGGAUGGAGCUAGCCACUUCUACAACGUGGGUUAUCUCAGUAUUCAACGGGCGGCAGUGUGGGUUCUGGAUCAGUAUUACAGUGACUUCCCGGUCUAUAACCCAGCCCUGCUCAAUCUGCCGAAGUCCAUCCUCUCCAAGAAGAUGUCUGCCUUCAAGGUCUACAACCUGGGGGAAGAGAACAGCACCAAUAACACUACGGGCCAGUCCAGAACCAUGAUCGCAGCAGCUCCCCGGAGAAGAGACAACUCCCACAAUGAGUACUACUACGAGGAGGCAGAGGUGGAGCGCAGGGUCCGCAAACGCAAGGCCAGACUGGUGGUGGCAGUGGAAGAAGCCUUCACCCACAUUAAGCGUCACCAGGACGAAGAGGCGGCCGCAUCCUCCCCCAAACACCCGAGGGAGGUGAUGGAUCCCAGGGAAGCAGCCCAAGCUAUCUUUGCCCCCAUGGCGCGGGCAAUGCAGAAGUACCUCCGCGCCACCAGGCAGCAGUCCUACCACAGCAUGGAGAGCAUCAUUAACCAUCUGCAGUUCUGCAUCACACACAACAUGACCCCUAAGGCUUUUCUUGAGCGUUACCUCAGCCCAGGUCCCACCCUCCAGUACCUGGACACCAGCAGGGGGCGCCAGUGGACACUAGUAAGUGAAGAGCCAGUAACCUCUGCCCUGCGACAGGGCCAGGUCUUCUCCCUGAGGCGCCUUGACUUCUCCCUGGUUGUCACAGUGACACCACUCCCCUUCCUACGCGUGGGAGAGGAGUUCAUCGACCCCAAAAGUCACAAGUUUGUAAUGAAGCUCCAAUCAGAGACGUCUGUGUAGGAGGAGGGAGAUGAAUAAUGCACGGCAGGAUGGUGACGAAUCCAAGAAGCUAAACUUUGUGCUUUCAGGGUAUCUUUCAUUUCAUUUAUUUUCCUAUUGAAUAGUUGUUUUUCCUGAUUUUUGCUUGAUAAGUAUGUAAGUGUGACAAAUAUGCAAACCAGACAUGGUUAAAGUAUCAUGAACCUACUUACUAGACAUAUGUCUACAACCAGCUGUGUCUGGCAUUCCAGUAGAGUUGAACUACUUCUUUCUAAGGUUUUCAAAUGAUCCAAUGGUUCCCCACUGUGUCUUAUUACCUUUUAGCCUCAAGAAGGAAAAAUUCCUUCUGACUGGCCUUCUUUUUAUUUUUCUCACCUUUCGGACAUUGACUGGAUUCACUGACUAAGUCAAAGGGAGAUGAACCUACGUUUGAACUGCUCCCUCCCUUCCUGAAUCCACUGAAUAGUUUACCAAAAAGUGGACAUGCAGACUUUCCACUGAAAGUAUGAAGUAUGAAACACUGGAUGGACUUAAUGCACUGAGUGAAAAACCUUUGUACUAUUUCCUGCUCAGGUUUUGCGGAGUAACUUCUCAUUUUCUGGAGUUUCAUCUACAGAUUUUCUUUGUGUGUGGCCUACACUCCUACACUGUCCAAUAUAACUUUCUAAGCACAAUGUAGGCACAGUGUUGGACCAGUUUUAGGUCCAGUAACACUGGUAGUGGAUGAUGUUUCCCCCUGUACAAGAGGUUUAAACUGGACUUGGACAGUGCCGAGCACCACCAAUAUGCUUCUUUUUGGCAGCUUUGUGUUAAUUAGUCUUUCUUUGAUAUUCUGAAUGUGUAGAUUUGUGUAUGUGGUUGAGCAUGGCUGGAUCACCAGCAGCUGGACAAAAUAAUUUUCACCACUAACGUACAAUAUAAAUCAAGGUCUCUCAUUACCUAACCUUGUGGCCUUGUCUUGUCGAGGUGCCUUGUGUUCAAAUCUGAUUUUAAAAGAGAACACCAUGGAUUUAGCAUUGCACUUCUAAAACAUUGUCGCACUAGUGAUGGACAGUGAAGAAAAGAUUGUCUUUUUUAAUUCCAUACUCUCUUCAUCCUGGUUUAAAAAAAAAAUAAUAAUAACUACAUUGCCCACAAUGCAACUUGAUGGCCGUCUGUUCAGUCAGAGAUUUCUGUGUUCUGUGUGUAGCUGUAAGCGGGCUACAGAGGUAUGGUAACUUCACCUCUUUCAUACUCCAUAUCCCCAGAUUUGUAGUCUUCAGCCUCAACCGACACUGACUCAAGUUACAUCAAACGAGGUAUUUUAUGAAAUCAAUAGACAAUAGGUGUCGGUUAGCUCAGUCGGUAGAGCAUCCGACCCAUGUACGAAGGCUCAGUCUUUGCCUCAGUGGCCAAGGGUUUGAAUCUGACCUGCGGCCCUUUGCUGCAUGGCAUUCCCCAUCUCUCUCUUUCCACACAUUCCUGUCACAAGGCCAAAAAAUAUGUGUAUUGUAUCUUUAAAAAACAAAACAACAAAACAAUCAUAUAAUUUUUACGUAUGACAAGAGACCUGUAAACAGCAAAAUCAGGGCACUUGCCCUUUUUAGUUUCUUUUUUAUUCCUGAAAGUGCUUCAAGGUAACUGACAGUCAAAGAUGUUUGGUUUAUUAUCCAGUAUGGAAAGCCAACAUAUAUUUACAUUUAUGAAGUCAUCAAAUCGCUGAUUAGUACUAGUUGGUGUCUGAGAUGAAUAAUGAAGCUGCCCUAUAUAUACAUCCCCCCCCACCCCCAGUAAAUUAAUCCAACCAUGGAUUGAGACGUGUGCACAUCUUUUGUUACUCUUUCCCUUUUUACACUACAGAUUGUCGUGCCACUGACGAGCAGCGUGUAGACUUUGAUGCAGUUUUCUACGGUUGUAGUUUUUCCUGUUUUGUUUUUCAAUGGAUCACUUUGUUAUACUCACUCUAAGCUCCUAACACUUGUAUCUGAAGAAUACUGUCUUUAAAAGCAAGGUUGUUUUUUUUACUGUUGCACUGUGUUUUUUAGGACUGAGUUGAUAUAAAAUGUCUUACAUUCUGUAAAAUGUCUAGUAAAUGAGUUAAUCUAAUAUUUCUGUCC